AUGCCGAGAUGCAAUCAGCAAUCACCUCUCCGCGUUGGCAACAGCCGCCUCCACGGCCUCUUGCAAGUCAAAGUGAAAGUACGGCCGGUUCAGGCCGUGGACGGCAACAAGACGAGCGCUGCCAGGGUUCUUGGGCACAUCGUUCUCGGAGCCCGAAGCGGGCCAAAUCUCAGACUCGGGAGCCACCUUGCUCUCGAGGUCAUACGAGCCACGGCCAGUCUUCUCGUCCAGGGCCGCAGCCUUGGCCGCGCUGUCAGCACCGCCGAGGUCGGCAAUGCUGAAGAUGGUCUUCCAGUGUCCAGCGCCCUCGCCGGCCUUGGGCUUGGGAGAACGGUACCCGAAGCCAGCAGCGGCCAGAGCACGCUUCGUCCAGCGGUUCUCGAUAUGCGCAAAGUGCCAGUCCACGGUACCCGGGGCAGCGUAGCGGUCCAGCUGGUUGCGCACGUCAAUCAGCGCCUGGGCGGCAGUGACAUCAAUGUUGUUCACCGUGGAAAAGUCAAGGACAAUGGCCUUGAGAAUUGGCCGGGUGUCGUCGACGGGCUCCUUCAGGGCAUUACGUGGCGUAGGGUCGUUCCAGGCACGAUCCUAUCGCGCAUCGUUAGUCAAUUGAAUAGAAUAAAGCAACGUGCCACAACUUACGCCAACUUUGCCGACAAGUGCAAUAUCGGUUCUGCGAGUCUCCUUGAAAAUGGUCGUCGUGAGGUGGUUCAGGUAGCGCGUCGCGUUGGGGUAGUUGAAGCCUUCGGCGAAGCGGUACACGUAGACACCAGGAUACGGGCGCUGAAGAUCGAUUCUAGGGUUGGAGCCGUCUUCGUGGUCAAGUGGCAGGAAACCAGUUCGGAGCGACUUUUCGGAAUCUCCAACGAGGGUGUCCUCAGUACCCAGGCCGGUCACGGAGCCGUUAGGAGACGUGGCGACAGUGCGGAUGCGGGCAACGCCAAGGAAGCGACCGCGGCUCAGGAACAAGCGCCAAAUAACAACAGCAAAGGAAAUGCAGACUGUGGUGUAAAUGCCAUUCUCAAUGGUGGUGAAGAUGGUCACCAGGACACCGGCGAGGAAAAUGACAACUUCGAGAGGCGAGACACGCCAGAACUGCAGAAUCACCUUGGGAGGAGUAAUGACGUCGCCGACAGCGUGGAUGAUGACACCAGCCAGCGCAGCGUUGGGAAUGUAGUAGAAGACGGUCGUCAGAGCGUAGACGGCGAGAAGGACAACAAUGGCAGUGAUGACACCGGCAAAGGGCGUGCGUACACCGGCCUUGGAUUUGAUGGCUGUGCGGGAGAAGGAUCCGGUAGCAGGGUAGGCUCCGAGAAAAGGUCCAAGCAGGUUGCUCACACCGAUGGCGACAAGUUCCUGCGAUGGGUCGAUGACAUAGUUGUUGACACGGCCAAACGACUUGGAAAUGGAAAUAUGCUCAAUGAGCAUGACAAUGAUGGCGGCAGGAAGUUCCGAAGCAAAGGCGCCGAUGAUUUCAGAACAAUCCUGGAGUGGUCGGUUAUGCACAAGCCGCUCGCUCUUACCUCUGGGAACAUCCUUGAUGAGAGAAAACUUGAGGUGCUUCUUGUGGCGGGGAACAUUGACGGCGGCACUAAUGGCAGUGUAGAGGAGAAUGACAAAUGCAGUGCGCAAGGUCGAGAUGAAGAAGAAGGUCUUGGCCCGGUGCGGCUGCUUCUUGGCCAUGUAGGUGCAGAAGCCACGAAUCAGGUAGAGCAUGAGAAGCGAGGUCAGGCCCAGGGCCGCAUCAAUGUUGGAAUGCGGCAGCCCCUUGAGGGUGUCGAUGAUGACGCGGUAGGGGGCGUUGCGGGUGUUGAUCUUGGGGAUGCCCAUGAGCUUGGAGACCUGGCCGGCGAUGAUGUUGACGCCGGAGCCCGUCAUGAAGGCGCAAAUGGCGGGCAGGGGGAUGACCUCGACGAUCCAGCCGAGGCGGGCGAGUCCCAUGAAGAGGAUGAUGGCGCCGCAGAUGAUGGCGAGGGCCGAGGCGACAACGUGACCCUCGACGUGCGGCAGGACAUCCUUGGCGUGGAGAACAAUGUUUCCGGUUACCUGGGACAUGACGGCGACGGGCUGCGCGCUUCGUACACCAAUGGUGAUGUCCUUGGAGGUGGCAAAGAACCAGUAAAUCAGGACACCCAUGAAGGACGAGUAGAGACCAUAUUCGACGGGGAGCUGGGCAAGCAAGGCGUAGGCCAUACUUUGCGGGACGACGACGGCGCCGACGGUGAUGCCUGCGAUUUCUUGGUGAGGCGCACCAGCAACAAGGUCACCAACAAGCCAAGUGACGUUGUAUUUGCCAAUCCAUUGGAUAAAGGGAAACAGGUUGUAUACGUAGAGGCCAACAGCCCGCCUCGAGGGUGUGAUUUCCUGGAAAAACUCGGCCACGGUAGGCUCGCGCUCGAUGAAGAGAUCGGCGUUGGUGAGGGAGGGGAUAUCAUCGUCGGCAUCGCGGUGCUGCGAGUCGAACGCGCGCUGGAGGCGCGCUUUGAUGCCGGCCAUGGUAGCAAUUAUAGCCAAGUCGGUAACGCAGCUGCCAAAGAGGUGUAUCGACUUGUGACAAGUAAGAAGAAGAAGAAGAAACAAGAACCGCUUCAAAGACUAGAGGCGGGAAAAUAA
Molecule: messenger RNA, 2610 nt
Organism: Cordyceps militaris CM01
Lineage: Eukaryota; Fungi; Ascomycota; Sordariomycetes; Hypocreales; Cordycipitaceae
Exons: 5
Coding region: 1-2610 (869 amino acids)
Source: RefSeq, a predicted model, not a curated record